AUGGUAAUACAAGCUAAAGAGUUAAACACCAGUGAACUUUACUAUAAAAUUCCACAAGCCUUUAAUUAUCCGCCUUACGAUAAGCUGAGUCUGAGAGCUGAAAAGCUCUACGGGGUAAUACUUUGGAGGCUUAGAGGUUCUAUUAAAAAUGGUUUUGUCGAUGACUUGGCUCUAUCACCUAAGCAGAUUGGUGAGCUUGAGGAUUUUAUGGAAAUUGAUGGUCUUGAAAAGAGUUUGAUUGAAAAAGCUAUUGACAUCACCGCUGGUGAGACAGGUUCUAAGAGGAAGUAUAACUACUUGAAAGGUAUCUUGACUAACUGGAAGAAUGGCAACAUUAAGACGGUAGCUGACCAUGAAGCGAAUGAGGCAGAGAGAAGAAACGGCAAGAAAAACUCGUACAUUGACGAAGAGGAAGCUAAGCGUAUGCAGGAAAAAUAUGGAUUCUAG
Cylicocyclus nassatus is the source of this 447-nucleotide messenger RNA. The record is from the annotation of a GenBank genome assembly. Lineage: Eukaryota; Metazoa; Nematoda; Chromadorea; Rhabditida; Strongylidae.